AUGGAAUGCAGUUGUAAGGGAAAAAGAAAGCCACCUGUUCCACGCGGUCCGGUAACUUACAAUGGGUCAAAGUCGCUCUGUCGUGCCUUCAUGGUGUUGGCAGAUGACUCGCAGAGGAAUCAUGAAGUGUAUAACCCUCUUGGGUCGGCUUGUGUGUUGGGACGAGAGAAACGCACUUGUGUUAAAUCGCAAUGUCAAUGUCUCUGCGCGAGGCGCCUUCAGAUGCUUAGCGAAACUAUGUACGAUAAACUAGAGGCACUACAAGUAGCUCACGAAAUUGAAACGAGGCAACUACGUUGUGAGGUAACACGGCUUAAGCGGAAUGUUGAGCUCUUAACAUCAUUCCCACAUUCUAUGGGACCACGGGGUCAGGAACUUGGCUUGGUGGAUCAAUUAUUGCUGCAAACCCAAACCUACCAGGAACAGUUGAAACAACUAAAGAAAGAGAAAGAUCAGGCUGAGGCCAAAGUACGCCAUUAUGAGCGAAUGAUGGAUGCGCAAAGUGCAUUAUUGCUUGGUGAGAAUUGUUAG
Messenger RNA from Trypanosoma theileri, 531 nucleotides. RefSeq lists its product as uncharacterized. The record is from RefSeq and is a predicted model, not a curated record. Lineage: Eukaryota; Euglenozoa; Kinetoplastea; Trypanosomatida; Trypanosomatidae. The transcript has a single exon. Bases 1 to 531 code for a protein of 176 amino acids.